GAUGCGCGGGCUCCAUCUUUUGCCUCUAGCAAACAGAUCAACCAUCAAAGACCCUCCACUUCCAACACAAAUCAUCAGUGCUCACCUAAGUUGACUCAUCUCAAGUGUCAGCGACUGCGAUAUAGAAUUGCACUUGCACUCAGCAUACUCACCUGAAUUACAGUAGACCGCACGCAAGCUGGUCUGAUCGAUCCUGCACGUCGACGUCACGACUUGCACCUAACAACACGAGCAGCACCACUCCACCCCGCCCGGCUUGCACACGACCUUGACUGCCAUCCAUCACGCACCUAGACUAUCCGGUCCCAGAGACUCCCCCAUACCAGUGAUAGCUUCAUCAUGUCCAACCCAAACGCGCCCUCUCCGCUGUCAAGCUCAAAUAUCCCCAGCAGCUUCGACGCCGAGUUCUUCGAAGAGUCCCGCACACAGAAACUAUGGCGCAAAAUACGACAAGAACCCCUAAUCCCCAUUGGAUGCGCCGCAACGUGUUACGCUCUAUACAUGGCCACAAAGUCCAUCCGCCAAGGCGAUCAUCACCAGACGAACAGAAUGUUCCGCGCGCGUAUUUACGCUCAGGGUUUUACCUUGCUCGCGCUGGUAGCGGGCAGUUUCUUCUACAAGGACGAGAGACUGAAGCGUAAGGUCUUUGAAACGGCGCUGGAAGACAAGAAGAAUGCGGAGAAGAGGGAGAAAUGGCUUAGGGAACUGGAGGCUCGAGACGAGGAAGAUAAAGCGUGGCGAGCGGGUAUCGAGAGGGCGAGCACGGAGGCCAGACAGACCGUCAGCGAGGCGAAGCAGAAAGCAGAAAAACUGAUCGAUGCCGGAAGGGACCAUCUGGAGGCGUUCGAGGAGAAGGUUACACAAGCCGAGGGAGCCGAUGCUGAGCAGCGGAAGAAGGCGGAUUGGAAAUUCUGGAGUAAGAGCGUCAAAGAGGAAGUGACGAGUGUGGGAUGGGGACCAGGAAUGUGGGCAAGGAGGACGAGAGACGCUUGGAGGAGGUUCUAAUCAAUUGUCGACAUUGCGAUGAUUCUGCUGCGUGCCCAGGGCAUAUAGUCUCAUGUCGGACUGUACAAAAGCGAUGAACAAUGCUGCGUUCUUGCUUGUUAAGGCCCCAUCUAUUCUUUUCUCCCCACUUCAUCUUCUCGGUGAUCACCGCGUGGCCUUGCUGAGCGAACGUUGCAUCUUCCUCAAACGCUCUGCUUGUGUGCCAAUAACCCAACGAUUGGCGUCUUCUGCGUACUCGUGCACAUCUCCUGUUCUGCUCGGAGUUUCGUUCUGAAGAGGCAAG
Exophiala viscosa is the source of this 1288-nucleotide messenger RNA. RefSeq names its product hypoxia induced protein conserved region-domain-containing protein. The coding region runs from base 340 to 1005 and encodes 221 amino acids. NCBI's taxonomy places the organism in Eukaryota, Fungi, Ascomycota, Eurotiomycetes, Chaetothyriales, Herpotrichiellaceae. The record is from RefSeq and is a predicted model, not a curated record. Gene Ontology annotation, biological process: mitochondrial respirasome assembly. Gene Ontology annotation, cellular component: mitochondrion. The transcript has a single exon.